UUUUCCCAAUUAGAUUUAGAACUGAACUUUACCUCCCUAAGAGAAAUAAAAAAAUUGGUUGAAAAACUACUUCGACAUACCUUAAAAAAAACUUUUGGUUCCUCCCUAAAAAUUCUCUUUGCCACUUUAACUUAUCAGCAAGUAAUGAAAAAACAUGGAACCGACAAACCUGAUUUACGCCAGGAUGCUAAAAAUACCCAAGAAUUAAAGACUCAAAAACAUGAGAGUUUUCGCCAUCCUUUCACUUUACCCAAAAAAAAGUAUAUUAAACCUUUGUUAAAUGAUAAGGUUAAAGCCGAAAAAGUAAUCUGUGAAGCCUUGGAUUUAGUAUGUAAUGGUGAGGAGAUACUAAGCGGUAGCACUCGUAUUUACCAACGAAAUUUACAAGAAAAGGUUUUAGAAAUAUUAGGUUAUAAUUCUAGUGCCAGAGAAAAUUAUUUUGGUUAUUUUUUGCAAGCCUUAGAGUUUGCUGCUCCUCCCCACG
Molecule: messenger RNA, 484 nt
Organism: Funneliformis geosporum
Lineage: Eukaryota; Fungi; Glomeromycota; Glomeromycetes; Glomerales; Glomeraceae
Source: the annotation of a GenBank genome assembly